UUCGCCCAUCGACAACGUCACACAUUAAACGUUACUCGUGGAGAUACAUGCCCCUUAUUCGCUGCUAACUUGAUAACUACUUAUUGCCUCCAUGUGAUGCGUGGUGGCAGCAAAAAUUCUAGAUUCCCGUUUAUACCGUAAUAAUUAAGUAGAUGCUUUGUUGGAUGGUGUUCUUGGCAUUUGGUAAUUCUUCUUUGAGACGACAUUUCACCUGCUGUCCACGCCUCCUCCGUAUUGAGGUGUGAUUUCUAACGCAACGUCACAAGAAAGGUUGCUUUGUCCGGAGUGAGUCACCGUGUCCACAUGAUGGAAGUACGAUCUAGUGUUACCGCGGUUACGGUUCUAUUGGCUCUACUCUGUGCGGUAACAACCGGUGAUGAAUACGUCCCAGCAAAACUAUAUGUCGAGGCAAAUCCUGUACCCACAUACGACGAAGAGGGCGUUGCAACCCAACAAAAUCGGGAUGAUGACAUACAAGAUUUGUUGAUGACUGUUAUAGCGCGCCUUAUACAAAACAUUGAUCCUAAUAAAUUAGACGAAGCGGAUACCCACCGACUACUCGCCGCAAUCACCGGGCUAAGUCCCCGACAACAAUCCCACCUUGGAAAAUCAUUAUUGGACGUAAACCUUGAUCUAGCCAACACUGAUAUCAUCAUCCCUGAGGACGAUAAACGCAGCCGAUGUCGCGGCCGGGGAUGCAGGAACGUCGGUGGUCUUAACCCGAAUGCCAACUUACGCCCUCUACCGUUUGGAAAACGAUCACGAUUCAGCGGCGCCAACAAGAAUCAGGGAUCAUCGUCAUCAAGCGAUUUCUCGAACAAGAGAGGGCGCACUGUUAAAAAUAGGCUGAGGGAAAGAGUACCGCACUGGACCAGAUUACCGUUUGGUCGUCGAUAAAGGGGUAAUAGGGGGUCCCAUUUCCUUGAUAACUAACGAA
Lytechinus variegatus (green sea urchin) is the source of this 937-nucleotide messenger RNA. RefSeq lists its product as uncharacterized. The transcript is spliced from 3 exons. The record is from RefSeq and is a predicted model, not a curated record. NCBI's taxonomy places the organism in Eukaryota, Metazoa, Echinodermata, Echinoidea, Temnopleuroida, Toxopneustidae. Bases 304 to 897 code for a protein of 197 amino acids.